Messenger RNA from Porites evermanni, 5043 nucleotides. NCBI's taxonomy places the organism in Eukaryota, Metazoa, Cnidaria, Anthozoa, Scleractinia, Poritidae. The record is from the annotation of a GenBank genome assembly.
AUUAAAUUCACAGCUAUAUCUAGUACCCUAGAUGAUGUGCUUUGUCCUGGAGUAGCUGGGCUUCCUGCAACGGUUUUCAUCGGAGCUACACCAGCAACUGUACCAACCGUAGCAACUGCUACUCCAAAGCCAACUGCCGCAACUCCUAAAGUGACUGUGUCACCAGCGGUUGCUGCUGCAAACUCUGCUGCUGCGGCAAAAGCGGCAGCUAAAUCCAAAGCAGUGCAAGCAGCAAAACAAGCUGUCGCCGCAGCAAAGGCAGCAGCAGCUAAUGCAGCUGCAAAGGCAAAGGCAGCCAUGGCUGCAAAAAAGGCGGCUGCAGCCAAAGCUGCGGCAGCGAGACAAGCAGCGACGCAAGCAAAGGCUGCAGCAGCAGCGCAAGCUCGGGCUGCUGCCAAAGCUAUGGCUGUGGCAAAAGCAGCUGCAGCAGCUAAGAAGGCUGCCGCGGCUAAGGCGCAAGCAACGAAGAAAUCAGCGGCGGCUGCGAAGGCAGCAAUAGCUGCCAGGAAAGCAAACGCUGUCAGGGCAGCAGCUGCAGCUAAAGCAACAGCAGCUGCAGCUAAAGCAAAGGCAGUUCAGAAAGCAGCACAAAGAGCAAAGGCAAAUGCUGCAAUCAAAGCAGCAGGUAAGCUUCAAGCACGAGCAGCCGCGGUCAAGGCAGCUGUUGCCGCCAGAGCAGCCGCAGCUAGGUCAAGAAAGGCAUCGAAGACUGCUGCAGCUGUCAAAGCUGCGGCAAAAGCAAAAGCGGCAGCUGCUGCAAAGGCGCAAGUAGCAGCAAAUGCAGCCAAAGUAGCUAAGAAACAAGCAGCUGUCAAAGCAGCGGUAGCCAAUGCAAAGGCAGCUUCAGCAAAAAACGCUGCGGCGGCUUCCAAGGCUGCAGCUAAAGCGCAAGCAGCAAAAGCGGCCCAGGCAGCAGCAGCCGCAAAAAACGCAGGCAAACCAACCCUAGCUCCAACAACAGUGGCAGUAAUAACGUCACCAAGGACUUCAUCACCAUCGCCAGGGUCUUCAGUUAAACCAGGGGUGCUCACCGGUACCAAAAAGCCCAGUUUAAGCACACCCAUAACGGCAAAAAUUGCUGCAACUACACAACCAGUGGUGGCGACAACCCCAAGACCGAGGACAAAAGCUUCUGUUACAAACAGGCCAGGUUGGUAGCCUUAUUUUAGUUAACCUUUCUUAGCCAGACGCUUUGUUUUGAAUAAUUCGGACAAUCGUAAUAGGAUAAUUGUUUGUUCUCUUGCCAUUCUUUAUUCUUUAUGCAAAUCAGCAAUUCUAAAUAACUUCAUUCUGCUGUAAACUAGACAUUUACCACCAAAUGAAGUUGAACGAUGUACGGACCGUUUUUGCGGCACAAACGGUCUUUGAAUAAUAUUGUUUUUUAUUAUGUUGUGAAGGUUUAACCAAAAUGGGAACGCACGCACAACAAAACAUUGCGAUUUCACGUCUUUAGCGACUGUCAAUUUUAUGGUCGUGCCUUUCAAUUAGUUAUUGUACUGCUUUCAAAGGUUCCCCUGUGAAAUCCUUUAAUGCUGUGGUGCGAAUACCCAGUGGCAAACACCAUCCCGCGCUGAACAACAAACAAUCUUCUGAGUUCAAGAGGCUUGAAAAACAACUAUGUAGUAAGGUAAGAAAUAAGCUUCCAUUUUCCUUCAAAACGUACUCCGCUUAAAUCUGAUUUGUUCUUGUUUUUAGUUAUUAUGGCGGUUUCUUUCAAAACAAACUUUAUUCUGUUUUUGUGAAGUUCUUGAUAGUGACAGAAGCUUACGGCGGACACUCGAUAGAAGUGGGCAGAGAAGUAGUCCGCGUAGCUGGCGGUAUUUUUGUUUUUGUUUUUUUUUCUCUUUUGUGGUUCGCAAAGUAAGAGUUAGAGCAGCGCGAAUGAUGAAGCAGGUUCAAAACAGGAAACGAUAGGGGAGGGGCGUGGGGAGAAGGCCCCCUCGCCCAUCGUUUUGCUUUUCAUCCUCGGUUCAGCUUUCGCGCGGUUGUAUCUCUUACUUUACGAACCACAAAAUAAAAAACCCACCAACAUAUUCCCAGCUACUCGGGCUACUAGAGAAGGAACAAGAGAUUUGCUCAUUUUUGGUCUUUUUCGCUUUUGCUCCGUUGUUUAUGGUCACCGGUUCAGUCUUUGCUUCCAUUACUUCUAUCGCUCGUUUUUUAUUAAAAGCAGUGACAGGGUGAGGAACAGCUUUAUUUAUCUCACUGAAUGACGUAACCGAUGUAGACUUCUUUUUAAACUGUCUCAGUCAGUCUUGAAUAAGUGUCUGACAAACUGUUUUCUCCGUUAGGUUAAGUCAGCUAUAAAAGCAGUAACACAAUGUCGUGUUCAAAGUUUCCGGUAGGUGGUGACAUCAAACAUUAUUCAGUUUAACUUGAAUGAAAACGCAUAUUGCUUAACUGGUCACUCAUAAAGUCAGAGUUCGGAUUUCACUGAAGCCUGCAUUUCACUUCGGCUCUUUUUUAUCCUCCAUGUUUAAUUAUCAUUACGGUAAAUGGAUAACAUUUCUAAGUGCGAUGAUCACAUUUGCCGUUUAUAUGCUUCGUCCGCACCGUAUAUAUUUAAUUCUUUCUCUCUUGGAAGGCUGUGAAGUACUGUGGUAGGACGUCUGUGAGCGACCGUUGCGUUACAAGUGUGAGACAGAGAAACACAAUGCAAGUAAAAGCCGAAGCUAAGACAUUAUNUGACAAACUGUUUUCUCCGUUAGGUUAAGUCAGCUAUAAAAGCAGUAACACAAUGUCGUGUUCAAAGUUUCCGGUAGGUGGUGACAUCAAACAUUAUUCAGUUUAACUUGAAUGAAAACGCAUAUUGCUUAACUGGUCACUCAUAAAGUCAGAGUUCGGAUUUCACUGAAGCCUGCAUUUCACUUCGGCUCUUUUUUAUCCUCCAUGUUUAAUUAUCAUUACGGUAAAUGGAUAACAUUUCUAAGUGCGAUGAUCACAUUUGCCGUUUAUAUGCUUCGUCCGCACCGUAUAUAUUUAAUUCUUUCUCUCUUGGAAGGCUGUGAAGUACUGUGGUAGGACGUCUGUGAGCGACCGUUGCGUUACAAGUGUGAGACAGAGAAACACAAUGCAAGUAAAAGCCGAAGCUAAGACAUUAUUUUGGGAAAUCUAGGUACAACCAUUAGGAACGACGGCAUUUUCAUGGGCGAACGUUAACCUGUUUUAAACUCUGGGUCUCCGAGGGUGUUUACACAUCAUUUGUUACUUCACCUGUCUUUUCCUAUUAUGUCAAGUUGUGGUUUUACUGGAUGACCCCCCCCCCUCCCUCCCCCCUUAUCUGAAGGUCUGGAUCCGCCACUGGCAGUGAACCCUGCUCUUGAGACUCCUGCUCAGAAUAGAGGUUAAAUAAGUGUGCACUAUACUACUAAGUUUCUUGUGUUUCUUUGCAGACCUGGAAGUCUGUUAGUGGACUUUUAUCUGAAGUUUCUGAGCACCAUAUCUAACCCCGUACAGCUGUUGCUUAAUCUACUUAAAACCGGGUUUAUUGGAAGUAUUCCAGUUGAUAAGCUGCCAAAGAGACUCUACAACGGGACGGGUACGUGGAUAGGAGUGUCUGUGUUCGUUGUACCAGCGCAUAGGUUUAGACCAAAGUCCCGUUAAGAGGCUACAAAAGUGAAUAUAGUACCUCAUGCAUAGCAAUUAGAUCAGUCCUGUAGUUCUUUGCGGACUCCUAAAAUUUCCUCAACAAGGGCGUAACUAGAAAUUUUCCAGAGGUACGCACAAUUUCCCAAGUUAACCCAAUCCCGUCUCCACAUUCAUUUUAACGAGGGUGGCUUGAUUACAUUCCCCUUUUUUAUCGGUAUUGUGACCACCGUGUUCUGCAGGCAGCAGUAUUUACGGCUUUUCGCAUGUGACAAAAGCUGCAAAACGCCUUAUUUCCCUUGAAGUUAUAUCUGAAGGAGGUUAAAGGGAACUUAUAUAUUAGGUAAAUGCGCUUAUUUACCUUCUUUCCCCUUGCUUUGCUUUUCUAUUUUGUGUUUGUUUUUUAAUUUUAUCUUCGCCAUUUUUCCAGGCGCACGUGCGUACUGGGCGUACAGAUAGCUGCACCUAUGCUCAUAGUUUUUUUGGCUUGGUUUCUUUUUCUUUAGCCAAUUUUGAAGAGAAAGCAGGUGAAUAGAGGGAGGGUACAAUUAAUACUUGGAGGUUUAUACGGCUAUGCGCACACUAUACCUCAUAGAUUUUCAUUUCGACUCGAAAAAAAUAUUCGGUUGAGUAUACUGUGAACACCUAUCUAAUCAUGAUAUGAGAUCCUCAACUUUAGAGAUCAGCGCGGCGUAGCUUCGCUCCGUUACAGAAAUCGAGCCGAAAUCACCGGUCCUACGUGUGAACAGAAACCCUAUCCAGUAUGUUUUUCCUUUAGGCAAAAAGCUAUCAUUUGUAAUUUGAACGAUUAAGGAAUGAAAAGAACAGUUGGCAUGACUGGGAUGAGAAUAGAAGAAGAUUAAAACAAGCGCCUUUAGUAUUUACAUUUAUGGGGAAAAUGUCAAAAUGAGAGUGGACAAACAUGACGUCAUGCUCAUUUCAAGUUCAUUGCCCCGAAAUAAAAUUGAAGCUUAUCAGGUCGUUGUUUCGAGGUCGUAUAUGAGGGGGCCCAAAAAUCCUUCAGGGUUAUCACACUACCUAUCUUGACUGAAAGUUGCAUCAAUCUCAUAUUUUUUUUCUUCUGUUUCAGGAGUCACGUUUCCUCCAGGUUUUUCUGGCUGCAAGCCUGUAGGCUGUCCAAACCCCUGUCUUCCUCCUACAUGCAGUACAGUAUGUUCAACUGGAAUUCAAUGUUCCAAUCCUGUUACCAGCUUACCAUUUGUUUCGACUCCAGUAGUCGCUCCCACAGUACCAGUAAUUCCUAUGUCAUACCCUGCACCGUCAAUAUAUUUUCCAGCUCCAUACCCUGCUACUCAACCCAUGCCUGUUCCUGCCCCCUGCCCCGUGCAGUGCGUGCAACAUACGCCGCAGUUCUGUCCCGCUUACUGUCCCAGGAGAUGCUGUCGAGCGGGUGUACCAUUGACAAGGGCAGGCAAGAGAAGCGGAAUUAAGAGACCU